AGUUUUUAGGGGUGUUGGGGUCCAUUCGCCCGCCGCUGGUGCUUGUAGUUGCGUCAGUGGAGAACCUCCAGUGCGCUGCAGGCUGGGCUCCCGACCCUGUCAGUGCCAUCCAGCGCAUCUGAAAUUGUUCUGGUCCAAGUUGUUCCCUUGCACCUGCUUGCUGCAGACUCCACGUCCGCGACCACUGAUCGACCCAUCGACGACACGACGCAGCCCAGUUGCCCAGCCCAGGCGCCCAGCCUAGCCACGGGAGCAGCCUUUCCGCAAAUGAGUCGUUGCGCUGCCAACGCGCACCCAACGCAUGUCGAAGAUCGAGCAAUCCGCUAAAACGUAGUUCCAUCCCCGUCGACCUCUCCCGCCAUCGUCACCCCUGCGCGCUCCUCCCGUCCCCGUCGUGAUUGAGGCUUCGAACAACCCGCAGCUCGUUCUCGCGGGCUCUCCCGCACCCGCCCGCGCCCUCGACCCCAGCCACCGCUGCCCGUACGGUGCAGCCCACGUCCCGCGACACGGAACCGUUGCCCCCGAUGCCAAACUGAAAGAGAAGGGCCCUGCCGAACCACGCUAUACCUUCCAUGCGUCUGGUCCCUUGCCUCGGGUCCUAGGACGAAUCCGCGGCCCGAGCCCAUCUUUCUGUCUCCUCGGGGCUGCUGCCCGCACCGACCAUCGCGCAGGUAGCGUUCAGUGUCGCCAAACGGCUCCUUUUUUGGGGCUCCUGCCGUUCCAAUUCUUGUCAACAUACUUUUUUUUUCGCCCACGGAGUUUUCGUUUUGCUUGGUCGCGUAUAAUCAUCGCCCUGAAGACGCCAGUGACGUUGGGCAGCACGCCACUCGCGUCGACCUGAUCAAGAUAUCGGAGGAAAGGGCGGUUUGCAUGGAUGGUUGGACCAUAGGAGGCGAGAUCUGAAGAAUAGCAAGAAAAGGAGGAAGUUCAAAAGGCAAGUUGGGGAAAUAACAACAGCAAGAGAGCGGCGCAAAUGUCGUUCCUCGAAGACCCGCGGCUGCGCCAGCGGUGGAACCAGAUCUCGCACGAUGCCGAGGGCGUGGCCGAGAACGCGGCGGCGGGCAUCUGGAAAUUCCAGCACCGCUACAUCGCCCCGUGCCUGGCCAACGUCUGCAGCUCGCUCGACGCCUGCACGGGCGUUUGCCUGGGCGGCGACCGUGAGGAGCGUGCCCGGCGCGCCCGCGAGCGCGAGUGGGGAGCCCGGCGCACAAGAGCUGAGUACAACUUCGACUUUUACGACGACUGGGACGACGACGACGACGCGCUCGCUGGCUACGGGUACUACGGCUACAACGGCGAUGGAGGCGGCGGCGGCGGGAGCGGCAGCGGUGGUGGUGGUGGUGGCGGCGGCGGCGGCGGCGGAGGGAUCCUGGGCACCGACUGGGACCGCCUGCUGGCGGGCACGGGUGCCUCGUCGCGGAGCCGGCACGGAGGCGCUGGCGCGGCGGGGGCUGGUGGUGACGUGGUGGAGCAGCCGCGGCGCAAGGGCACCAUGAACUAUGGCACCAGGCGCAAGACGAGCGUCCACGAGGACCCAACCGUCAUUCCCAGCACGUCCACCUUUGGCUUCCUGGGCCGCCUACCUUUCAAGAUCGGGGGCACCCUGCGGUAUAAGCCUAGCGCGGCUAAUCUGCAGGACCAUCCGGGGGCCGUCCACCCCCACCACCACCACGGCAGCGCGGGCGAGCGGCAACCACUGCUAGGCGGCGGUGACGACGACGAGGACGCGGGGGCCGAGUAUCACGGUGGUGGCAGGGACGGCGAGGUAAUAUUCCAGCGGUCCCGAUUGGGCAAGGAAACGGACGACGACGACGAGUACUACGACCGGCACGGCCACCGACAACGAGGGCCCGGCGGCGAGGGGAUAUAUAACCCAAAGACUAGGAAACGGAGCAGCACGACGGGAUCUGGUGCUACGUCGGACUCGUACCGGUCCCGGGGCGACCUCUUCCCGAGCGACGGGGAAGGAGAGGAGGAUGCCGUGCCGCUGGAUGACGAGUUCGCGGUGGCGUUGGACCGCGUCACGACGGACGACCGGAGCAGCAGUAUCGGUGGCGGUGCCGGCAGGACGCGGAGCGUCAGGAAGGGCAAGAGGCGGGCCGACUCGAUGGGCACCAACUCGCGAGGCGGCGGCGGCGGUAGCUAUAGUCCUGCCAUGAUAUCGCGUAGCGUAUCGCGGACCACGAUCACGUCCAUGGCCACAACCGCGUCGUCGACGCAGGCCGUGGCGUCGCCGUCGGUGAUGAGGAGACCCAGCUCACCGUCGGGCUCGGCGCCUGUCAUGGGAGAGGCGCGGCAGCACUUGGAGGACAAGGAAUAUCCAGUGGGGCGCCGCGGGCCUGCGCCACCAUUGGCGCAUCAGAGCCCCCGGUCGCCCGAGGUGCACUUUGACGACAUCCCGGAGCCGCCGCCGUUUUUACCUAGGGACGAUGAUGGCUCCUUAGGGCACAUGGUAGGGGGUGUGGUGGAGGUCGAGAUGCCCGACCAGUCUGCGACAAAUUUGGACGUGGCGGCCGUCGCGCCGGCUGCUCCAGCGGCAAGUCUAGACACGGCAGCAUCAGGCAGGUCAGCGGAGCAAGAGUUCUUCCCCGCCAUGCUGCCCAACUUUCGAUAAAGGACGAGAUGGGACGAGGCUGGGAUGAUGAUUACGGCAAGCAUAACAGGGCGUUGGCGGGUUGGGAAUGCCAAAUUAUGGGAUUCGUUGUGAUGUGAUACGAGACCUAGACGCUUGGGCUGGCUGUGCUGCUCUCAUGGCCAGGCAGCAAGAGACGCACCGCACCGUUCAGGUAUUAUAUAGUUAUGGUGGCCUGCAUUUUCUUUUUAGCAUUGCGUGUACCAAUAUUUACAUAUUUUUCUGUCGUCUAUCUUUGCAUGUUCGCAACCUGGGUCUCGUCAAGAUAGCAUUUUGGUACAAGAUAAGCAGCAGUCAAGCACGUCGCUCAAACAGGCAACGAGCUCGCUUCCCCGGGGCUGCGGUGGG
Molecule: messenger RNA, 2980 nt
Organism: Gaeumannomyces tritici R3-111a-1
Lineage: Eukaryota; Fungi; Ascomycota; Sordariomycetes; Magnaporthales; Magnaporthaceae
Exons: 1
Coding region: 974-2614 (546 amino acids)
Source: RefSeq, a predicted model, not a curated record